AUGACGACCCAAUGGUCCCUUGACUUUUGCCUGGUCUGCGACCGACAAACCAUGGGAGCUCCUUACUGCACUCAGUCAUGCAGGAUGGCCGAGCUAGAUAUCACCGUCCCUAAGUCCGGGGAAUCCUCUGGCCCAAAGACACACGGCGGGUCAACAGGUGCACGGGCGAAUUCAACAGCGACGAGUCUGUCAAAUGCACCCGAUCAACAUGGUAAGGUAGUUUUCAUCAUACUUCUACCUCUGAGAGCUCCAUGUAUAAGAUGUCUCUCGUCAUAUGAUAAUCUCCUGACCCUCAAAUCCAACCCUUCCAAAGCACUGACAAUAUCAGCUCCUUUUGAAAACGAAUUACGCCACUAUGCAGGAUGCUUUGACCAACUUCGCCAUUCAAGAAGGCCCUAG
Aspergillus campestris IBT 28561 is the source of this 399-nucleotide messenger RNA. RefSeq lists its product as uncharacterized. The transcript has a single exon. The record is from RefSeq and is a predicted model, not a curated record. Bases 1 to 399 code for a protein of 132 amino acids. Lineage: Eukaryota; Fungi; Ascomycota; Eurotiomycetes; Eurotiales; Aspergillaceae.